CCCAUUUACCCCAUCGAUGCGCACAUAUCGAUCUCCCCCGUCCCGGACACAGGCGAGCGAGCCUUGAGGGCACAGGGCACACGUGAUGGGCGUCUAUUGACGCAGGCCUGCUUGCUUGCCUUGCCUCAUCUCAUCUGAAGCUUGUCUUCGCCCGCCACCUACCGCUCGCUGCGGCGGACAGCGAUCGCACUUGGCGCCACUGAUUACGCAUACGACUAGCCCCAGCGAUCACGACUAGCACCGGCUCUUACGACACGGACGGCGCGCAGGACAGGACCCUCACGUCGUCGCGCACAACACGCAGCAGCCCAUACCCCUCGACUAGCGACUAGUAGCCAUGGCGUCUCCCUUCGUUCCCCCGCUGGACAGCACCCCGGGUUCCUCGCCCCAGCACACGCCCCUACCCCCCGUCGUUCCGGGUCCGCCAGGCGGUCCACCACCAGGCGCAGCACCACCCUGGGCACAGACACCGCAUACGCCUGCCGCCUAUCCCGCCGCCGCCCCACCCAUGUAUCCUCCAGGCUAUCCUCCCUACGGGUAUGGCGCGCCACCCCCAGCUACACCGUACGUGGGCGGGUACGGCCAGCCACCACCAGGGCCUCCACCUCCUGCACGCGGCGGAUGGGGCGCGGGCUGGCCGCCUCCCGAGCCCCCGCGAUCGCACGGUUGGUCUGCCGAUCCUGGUCCCCAUCGACCGCCAGGCGUCAGCGAAGACUACGUCGGAUACCCACCUCAAUCGUUCACCUCGCCAUGGGCGGCACAGCCCCCUUUGCCCGGCGGAUGGGGCGCACCUCCACCGCCGGCUGCUCCGCCACCGCAUGCGGGAGGGUAUGGGUAUCGCGCGCAGCCGAUGGGCUCUGCGUACACGCCCUAUGGUGGAUCGUGGGGCGCGACACCGGCUGCGCCGUAUGGUGCGUUCCCGCAUGAUCCAUAUGGAGGUCCGCCACCUGGGACGCCUUGGGCUGGCGGGCCCGCCCCAGUGAUGCCCCCGCCACCGAUACCUCCUGCACCGGGCCCUCCAGCAGCCCCACGAGGGCACACUGGAGACCGAGUAGACAAGUUCGCGCCAGGGCCCCAUUAUGGCCCCGUGCUCAACCCCCUCCUCCUCAAAGUGACCAACGCCACCCUCGAGCUCCACCCCCUCCUCCAGCCACCCCCCGACGACCCCGCUGACCGCCCCCACCUCCGCUGGAACAUGACCUUCCCCACCUCCCACUGCCAAAAAUCGAUCGACCGCCCUAACGAGUCCUGGAUGCGCGGCCGCAACGACCCCGCGACCUUCCCCCGCCUCUCCGAGCUGCGCCUCAUCCCGGACAAGACCGCGUGGACGAUCACCGUGCGCGCGGCGGACCCCGCGCUCGGCGUGACGUGCGGGGAGGUGAUCGAGGCGAUCAAGGAGGACAUGUACAAGUUCACGGGCCGGUCGGACUACGAGGCGCUCUCGCGCGCGGAGCGGCACGCGGUGGCGCGCGCGUACGCGGGGAACCGCGCGCCCGCGCCGGGCGUGGUCGGCGGCGCGCUGGGGGAGGGCAUGCGCCGGUUCGACUUCCUGGGCGCGAACCGGAUGUUCGGCGGCCUGGAGAUCGAGGCGAACACGCAAAGGACGGCGGGCCUGCCGGCGGUGUUCAUCCUCAAGUGCGCGCAGCCGCUGCGCGCGGAGAUGGAGGCGCACGAGGCGGUGUCGCGGAGGAUUGAGGAGGAGGCGCGGGAGAGGGAGGAGCGCGAGGAGCGGCUGGCGAGGAUCCGCGAGAGCCGCGCGUCGGAGGCGGGCAGUCGCGCGGGGUCGCAUGCGGGUGCGUCGCGUGCGGGCAGCAGGGCUGGAGAACCGCGCACGACGAGCAGGUCUACGCUGUCUGCGACUGGAAGCCGCGCUGGUAGCAGGGCACACUCGCGGACGAGCAGUCGACAUCUCGCUAGCGUGACGAGCACAUCGGACGAGGAUUCGUCGUCGGAUUGAAUGGUUCUGUUAUAUUCGUCGUGUUCUUUCUGCUACCUCUCGUAACUCUGUGCUUCUACUCACGACUAUGUAGCGCUAGCCAUAGAUUCCCUCCAUCCUAAUGAACAUUACUGCCUGUAGAAAGUCGAACACGGA
Messenger RNA from Schizophyllum commune H4-8, 2092 nucleotides. RefSeq lists its product as uncharacterized. Bases 338 to 1957 code for a protein of 539 amino acids. The record is from RefSeq and is a predicted model, not a curated record. NCBI's taxonomy places the organism in Eukaryota, Fungi, Basidiomycota, Agaricomycetes, Agaricales, Schizophyllaceae. The transcript is spliced from 2 exons.